Molecule: messenger RNA, 303 nt
Organism: Metarhizium album ARSEF 1941
Lineage: Eukaryota; Fungi; Ascomycota; Sordariomycetes; Hypocreales; Clavicipitaceae
Exons: 2
Coding region: 1-303 (100 amino acids)
Source: RefSeq, a predicted model, not a curated record
AUGGUUAAGCUUCCUGUUUCGCUUGCCGCCACGGCCGUCAUUGUCUCGUUUGUCGAGGCGAAUUUGCAUAACUGCGAUGCCGGCCAAUUAUACUGUGGCUCUUCUCUUCAGAAUUGGUACUUUGGAUAUGCCGAAAGUACAGUCGAAGGCGCUCUCUGCGUUGCUGGACAGCCUCAAACUGGAACCCAUCUUGAAAACUCUUUGUUCAUUUGCCAACCUGAUGCUGGCGUUGUGUGGCUCGACAUCUGCGAGCAGGGCUGUAUUGCUGGAACCAACGGUGCCAAUGAUACAUGCAACAACUAG